Molecule: messenger RNA, 2411 nt
Organism: Anguilla anguilla (European eel)
Lineage: Eukaryota; Metazoa; Chordata; Actinopteri; Anguilliformes; Anguillidae
Product: frizzled-9-like
Exons: 2
Coding region: 554-2308 (584 amino acids)
Biological process (GO): non-canonical Wnt signaling pathway; canonical Wnt signaling pathway
Cellular component (GO): plasma membrane
Molecular function (GO): Wnt-protein binding; Wnt receptor activity
Source: RefSeq, a predicted model, not a curated record
UCUAUUAUCUAUACCCGCUUAUCCUGAGCAGGGUCGCGGGGGGUGCUGGUGCCUAUCCCAGCGUGCUUUGGGUGGAUACAUAUGCAAAUUGUUCUUGAAAAGAAUACCUAAUCAGGCGAGCCACGGGCAGAGCGAAAUAAGUUCGUCACGUCUUUCCCGCCCCUGUGGAGAAGAGGCAGCGAGAGGAGAAUAAAGUUUAGUCUUCGAGAGGAAUGGAUACAGGGAGUGUGGGGCAGCGCUAAACGCAUCGACUCCAGUUAACUAUCGAAAGCAGCUGCGCAUCUUGCACAUAUUCAUUAGAAACUGCACUGUUAUGGUUAGAUCAACUUCCGAUGGCUAUUCGCUGAAAUAAGACAAAAACGGAACUGAACGAGGAUUUGUGCUGAGCCCAAGACACGCGGAUGUGCAACUUUGGUUCGCGCUGAACGGACUAUGAAACCGUGCAAUCAGAGGUUUUUGCUGCACGCGGAAUGCUUUCAUUCUUGUUGAAGCGUUUGCGCAUUUGUUUCCACGUUAAAAGCGCGUGACUUAAACCUGCCGUUUAAAGGACAGCAUGGAAGCCGUUCGCGUGAGGAUUGCGAUUUCCCUCUGGUGCCAGCUCGCGAUCGCCGGCUCCAGUUUUGAGAUGGGAGCGUACGACGCGGAGCGCCGCGCGCAGGCGCAGUGCGAGCCCAUCGCGAUUCCCAUGUGCCAGGGCAUCGGAUACAACAUGACCAGGAUGCCCAACUUCAUGCGGCACGAGAGCCAGAGCGAGGCGGCGAUCAAGCUGAACGAGUUCGCCCCGCUGGUGGAGUACGGCUGCGACGCGCACCUGCGCUUCUUCCUGUGCUCGCUGUACGCGCCCAUGUGCACCGACCAGGUGUCCACGUCCAUCCCGGCCUGCCGGCCCAUGUGCGAGCAGGCGCGGCUCAGGUGCUCCCCCAUCAUGGAGAAGUUCAGCUUCGGCUGGCCCGACUCGCUCGACUGCGCCCGGCUGCCCACCAAGAACGACCCCCACGCCCUGUGCAUGGAGGCGCCCGAGAACGACACCAAGCCCGAGGCCAAGAAGGGGGAGGGCAUGCUCCCGGUGCCCCCCCGCCCCAGACCCCCCGGCGCCGGGACGGGCCGCUCGCCGGGGACCCCGGGGUCCUGCGAGAACCCGGAGAAGUUCCAGUACGUGGAGAAGAGCCGGUCCUGCGCCCCCCGCUGCUCCCCGGGGGUGGACGUGUUCUGGUCGCGGCAGGACAAGGACUUCGCCUUCGUCUGGAUGACGGUCUGGUCCGCGCUCUGCUUCGCCUCCACCGCCUUCACCGUGCUGACCUUCCUCCUGGACCCCCACCGCUUCCAGUACCCCGAGCGGCCCAUCAUCUUCCUCUCCAUGUGCUACAACGUCUACUCCGUGGCCUUCAUCAUCCGCUCGGUGGCGGGCGCCGAGAACAUCGCCUGCGACCGCGAGAACGGCGAGCUCUUCGUCAUCCAGGAGGGCCUGGAGAGCACGGGCUGCACCAUCGUCUUCCUCAUCCUGUACUACUUCGGCAUGGCCAGCUCCCUGUGGUGGGUGGUGCUCACGCUCACCUGGUUCCUGGCGGCGGGCAGGAAGUGGGGCCACGAGGCCAUCGAGGCGCACAGCAGCUACUUUCACAUGGCGGCCUGGGGCAUCCCCGCCAUGAAGACCAUCGUCAUCCUCACCAUGAGGAAGGUGGCGGGCGACGAGCUGACAGGGCUGUGCUACGUGGGCAGCAUGGACGCGGGCGCGCUGACGGGCUUCGUCCUGGUGCCGCUGUGCUGCUACCUGGCGCUGGGCACCUCCUUCACGCUGACGGGCUUCGCGGCGCUCCUGCACAUCCGCCGGGUGAUGCGGACCGAGGGCGCCGACACGCAGAAGCUGGAGAAGCUGAUGGUGAAGAUCGGCCUGUACGCCGUGCUCUACACCGUGCCCGCCGCCUGCGUCAUCAUCUGCUACUGCUACGAGCGCCUCAACGUGGACCGCUGGAGGUCCCGCGGGCUGCAGGGCAAGUGCGCCCCCUACAGGGGGGGGCGGCGGGGCGACGGCUGCUCCAUGGAGGCCUCGCUCCCCGCCGUGGCCGUCUUCAUGCUGAAGAUCUUCAUGUCGCUGGUGGUGGGCAUCACCAGCGGCGUGUGGGCCUGGAGCCCCAAGACCCUGCAGACGUGGCAGGGCCUGUGCAGCGGGAGGAUGGCGGUAAGGACUACCCGCAAACCCUGCGGCGCCGACGCCUGCGGCAGGACUCAGUGCCACUACAAGACCCCCGCCAUUGUGCUCCACAUGACCAAAACCGACCCCUACCUGGACAGCCCCACACACCUCUGAGAUCACAGCCCUACCUGGACACCUGCACACCCCUACCUGGACACCCCCACGCACCUCUGAGAUCACAUCCCUACCUGGACACGCCUUCCUGGACACCCCCACA